CAGCUGGGGCAUGAAUGAAGUGUAUGCUAUAUAGGAUGCUCGAAUUAUAUAGGAUGAGAACGAAGAAGCAACCAUAUUUCUCUGACUGUGACAUUCACUCUUUGGGAAGCCAUUCGAUUUUUACAGUGUUUCUUAUGCUAUUUAUUUCUUAUUGACCCAUUGUUUAUUAUAUUCCCACCAUUGUCUUGUCGACAUUAUCUGCAUUAUGUCGGAUACCGCGGAUACCGAAGAUAAUCAGGAUAUGUUACCGAGUUUGGUCCAGCAGAUAGUCCAGCGGAUAACAGCGGGAGAGGUCCCUAUCAAGAAUAUUGAGCGGGAGCUCAUUUGUCCGAUUUGUAAGGAGCUGUUUACGCACCCCCUCAUCUUGCCCUGUCAGCACAGUGUUUGUCACAAGUGUGUGCGAGAGCUGCUGCUGUUGAACCAUGAGGAUUCCUUCGAUGCUGGGUCUGAAUGCUCCCUCCCUGGGAGCCCAGGACCCCGAUCCAGAGUGCCCUCGCCAAGCAUGGAGAGGCUGGAUAGGCUUGCAAGAUCAGGCUCCAUCUCCUCACCAGGAUGGAGACGUGGCUCUGUGACCCCCCGCGUUACCACUUUCCCGUGCCCAGGCUGCCAACACGAUGUGGACCUGGGUGAGCGGGGCAUGAGCAUGCUCUUCCGGAACUUCACCCUGGAGAGCAUCGUGGAGCGCUACCGGCAGGCAGCCCGUGCCGCCGUGGCUAUAAUGUGCAACAUGUGCAAGCCGCCCCAGCAAGAGGCCACCAAGAGCUGCAUGGACUGCAAGGCCAGCUACUGCAACGAGUGCUUCAAGUUCCACCAUCCAUGGGGCACCCCCAAAGCCCAGCACGAGUAUGUGGGGCCCACCAUGAACUUUAGGCCCAAGGUGCUGAUGUGUCCGGAGCACGAGAUGGAGAAGGUCAACAUGUACUGCGAGGUGUGCCGCCGUCCAGUUUGUCACCUGUGCAAGCUGGGAGGCUCCCACGCCAACCACAAAGUCACAUCCAUGAGCAGCGCCUACAAGAUCCUCAAGGAGAAGCUAUCAAAGAGUAUCCAUUACUUAAUCAGCAAAGAGGACCAAGUGAGGACUCAGAUUUCCCACCUGGAGGUGUUGAUCAAUGAAACUGAGGAGAAUGGCCAGGUGGCGCAGUGUGGGGCCUAUGAGCAUUUUGAGCGGCUGUUCCAGACCCUCCAGGAGAGGAAGUCUGAGAUGCUGAACUCCAUCGAGCAGUCGAGGACGCGGCGUCUGGAGCAGCUCAGGGGCCAGGUGGAGGAGUACCAGGGCAUGCUGGAGAAUAGUGGCCUCGUGGGCUACGCCCAGGAGGUCCUCAAGGAGACGGACCAAUCCUGCUUCGUUCAGACGGCCAAGCAGCUGCACACCAGAAUUGCGAAAUCCACCGAGUCUCUGAGAACGUUCCACCCCGCGGCUGACCCCUCCUUUGAUGAGUUUGUGCUGGAAACUUCCAGAGAGGAGACUAUGCUGAAGGAGCUAUGUUUUGGGGGAGUCCCCGAGCCUCCCAUCAUUGAUCUGUCCCGUAGUCACGUCUACAACGAGGGCUUGUUGUGCUGGCAGCUGGCUGAGGAUACCCUGGCCACAGACCACCAGGUCCUGGAGUACAGGAGGCUGGGCGCAGAGCAGGACGGCGACAGCCGCUGGCGCCUCACAGACAGGGUGUACGGCCCUAGCACAGUGGUGUGUGAUCUGGAGGCCGACAGCCUCUACUCGUUCCGAGUCCGCAGCUGCCGCAACUCCCUCUACAGCCCCUACAGCCCAGAGGUCACCUUCCACACACCACCUGCCCCAGCAUUUGGCUUCCUAUUCAACGACAAUUGCGGCUUCAGCUCAGAGCGGCUGGCGUUGAGCAGGCGCCGUGACUCUGUGGAGAGCAUGGCCGGCAUGGCCUUCCUGCUGGCUGCUGAGCGUGUGCAGACAGGCAGCUACAUGGGCCUGGACUACAUCAUCGGUGACACGGGCAUCUCUCAGGGCAGACACUACUGGGCCUUCCGUGUGGAGCCCCACUCCUACCUGGUCAAGGUGGGCGUGGCCUCUGAUUCCAAACUGCUGGAGUGGUUCCACAACCCCCGAGACACUAGUAGCCCCAGGUACGACCACGACAGUGGGCACGACAGUGGCAGCGAGGACACGUGCUAUGAUUUGUCCCAGCCCUUCACUCUGCUCACUGUGGGCAUGGGCAAAAUGUUCCUCCCCAAAGCUUCCAUCUCUGCCAGCAGCGACCACGGCGACCACAGCAACCGGGUGCUGCCUAUGCCACAGCGUAUCGGCGUGUGCCUAGACUACGAUGCGGGCCGGGUCUACUUCUAUGAUGCAGACACCAUGAGGUGCCUUUACGAGCGGCAGGUGGACUGCUCCGGUACCAUGUACCCUGCCUUUGGCCUCAUGGGUAGUGGCAAGGUUCAUCUAGAGGAGUUCAUCACAGAAAAGCGGCUGUCGUAUAUGUGAGAUGCUGGGCCUUCCACACACACGGGUCUCUCCCGCUCAACACUUGCCUUUGCGUUCAUGUUGGUCUCUGCUUUCAGUCAGGUAUGUUUGUAAUGAUUUUGUUUUUGUCUGUAGUAUUUCAGCUGACUAUUAUUAAUCCAGGUCUUUGUUUUUUUUAAAGAACACCUAUUUAUGCAUCACUACUAAGUCCAGUAAAACGUAGCCAAGAGAAACCUGAAGAGCCUUGCAGCUACGUCUAUGCCUCUGUGCCUUUCACAAUAAAUAGAUAAUCUAACAAAUGAUAUGAUUUUGUUUAACCGUGCACAACAGCAAGGCUAGUCAUCACUUACAAGGGUGAGUGUGUGUGUAGGUCACAAGGACCCCUCGGUUGAGAAACAUCCCUACCAAAAAUGUGUAAUACAAAUCAUACCUAAUCAAUGUCCUUAGUCAAGAGUCUGUCAACACCAGUUUCUUACACUGAAUUUGAUUUGGACACAUGCUCAAAUUAAUUUUUAUUUUUUAAAGAUUAGCACACUUAAUGUCACUACCUAACCACUCUGAACACUAUUUCAAUGCAGAACACAUUUAUCUGAAUCGUAACACUAAACAUACACGUUCAGGGUGUAAUUCUAACGAGGUCUGUGUGCUACUCAGACGUAAAUCGUGCUUUGCUGUCAGUGGGAGACUUUUGUCACGUGCGGAUCUCAACUUAAAAUUACACUCACGGAGAUUAGUUGUUGAUCACUAAGUUAUCACGUUAAUGAAUUUACCUUGCACUGCUGCCUCGGAUGCAGUUGUUCAAUAGCAGUGAAUGUUUUCUGUUUAGCACUGGGAAUUCUGUUUAGCACUGGGAAUUCUGUUUAGCACUGGGAAUUCUGUUUAGCACUGGGAAUUCUGUUUAGCACUGGGAAUUCUGUUUAGCACUGGGAAUUCUGUUUAGCACUGGGAAUGUGAAACUUCAAACACUACAGGUUCUCACUACACAAACUGUCCCACGGAACUCUACUACGAUGCGACUUCUUCCUGACACAUGUCAUGUUAGUGUACAGAACUUAGACAUUUGUUAUGCACGUUGACGAUUGGCUCUUGAGUAUCAGCUAAGGUUUUAGGGCAUACCAUGGGUCUGUUCAGUCGUGUGCAGCGUUUCAGAACCUUCCAAUUUAGAAAUGUAUUGUGUAAUCUGAUCAGAUGCUUUGCCCUCUAGAAAAGGGAGUAAUUUUGUCUCUAUACAUUUUCUAUUUCUGAAUGGUUACCCCUGCUGAACAGUGCCCCGGUCCCCUCUGGCUUCCUUACAUGGGUUUUUGGACAAUAUUUGUACAUGUUUUUUUUUCUUGAGGGUAAGGAUAAUCUGUUUUUCUCAGGUUUGGCCUAUCAGCCCUAGAAAACUAUACCUUUCUCCUCAACAGCAUUGUACUUUUCUUUGCGGCUUCCAUAAAUACGUUAGUAAUUUACUGUACCCUAAUCUCAGCCUUUUAAGAUUGUUCAUAUAUCCAAUAGUAAACUGAAAUUAACUAUUUUAAGUGUUUACAUCAAUGUACAUAUCUAGUGGCAUUAUUUUUUGGGGGGUAAAAUAAGUCAUAGAUCUGCAAUUAGUUUGUAUGUGCUGUGAAGUUUCUCAGCUUAAUCAAACUUGAGCAAUUUGGGAAAUUGGUGGAAAAUUGUAGUUGGAACUAGAUCAUGUCUGACUGAAUUUGUCAAGGGAGCAUUUUAAAUCUGGACGCUUCCUUUUCUGUGAUGUUUUAGGUCCGUUUGAGUGUUGCGUAUCCUAGAAUUUGCUGCGUUAAUUGUUUUGCUUAUCUGAAUCAUGUACAUUUAUUUUGAGGAACAACAAUCUGUAGUCUUAAUUUUAAAUCCUAGCUGCUUCAGAAUUGGUGCGCAUAAUUCUCUACCAUUCCUUUUAGGACACAACACUUCUACCUGUUCCUUUUUUAAAUGACUGAAACACCUUUUAAAAAGUCUAUGCACUUAAUUAACAGGUUCGGGAUUGUGUUUAUCACAGAAUGUAUUAUUUACAGAACAAAUUGAAUGUCUCUUAGGUGUGUUUUUUGUUAAUUUGCUUAUCUUGGGUCAAGUCACUAGUGGCCACAGGAGUUGUCUUUCACAGUAGAUAUUUGCUAUAGUGCUCGUCUUAUUCUAGCUACUGUACAUAUCCACUGCUGAUUGUAGAAAAAGGGAAUCUUAUGGUUUUCAGUAGUAAGUUAAACCAAAUGUUCUGCAGACAGACACUCAGUCUAAUGGUUCAAGCUAGCACUUUAAACUGUAGCAUGUAUGCCUCGGCUGUGCAGGUCUGUGUGAGUUGUUGUGCAAUAUUACGUACACUGCAGGGAAUAGACCUGUUGUAUUCUCCUAUUGUAAGUAAUGGGAUAUGUGAUGUUCGCUUUCUGUGAGUGAUGCUUUGAUGUACAUUAAGCGUUCUGUCAUCAUUCUUAACGUAGUAUUUUAUUUGCUGUUUGGGAAUUUGUAUGAAAUAAACAAGUGUUUUAAACCAA
Messenger RNA from Oncorhynchus keta (chum salmon), 4920 nucleotides. RefSeq names its product E3 ubiquitin-protein ligase TRIM36-like. The coding region runs from base 206 to 2452 and encodes 748 amino acids. NCBI's taxonomy places the organism in Eukaryota, Metazoa, Chordata, Actinopteri, Salmoniformes, Salmonidae. The record is from RefSeq and is a predicted model, not a curated record. Gene Ontology annotation, molecular function: protein binding; zinc ion binding. The transcript has 10 exons.